AUGAAGGAGGCACAAGUAGCAAAGGACCUUUCCGUCACGGUCAAGGAUAUCGCUAUCCCCGAGCCGCAAGCAAACCAGGUCAUCAUCAAGGUCGUCGUUUCGGGUAGCAACCCCAAAGACUGGAAAAUCCCCGCCUACGGCAUGAAAACCGACUUCAACACUGGUGACGACAUAGCAGGAUACGUCCACAGCGUAGGCCCCAACGUCUACGAGUUCCAGCCCGGCGACCGUGUCGCCUCUUUCCACGAAAUGAUGACACCCGGUGGUUCCUUCGCCGAGUACGCAGUAGGCUGGGCGCACACCACAUUCCACAUCCCGCAGUCCAUCUCCUUUGAACAAGCCGCUACUUUGCCUCUCGCCGCCAUGACAGCAGCAAUCGGUCUGCACCAACGCAUGGGUUUGCCUGAUCCAUGGACGCCUGCCAAGGAGAACAUCCCGCUGGUUGUAUACGGUGGCGCAGGCGCAGUAGGUGCAUAUGCGAUUAAACUAGCUCAACGCGCAAACAUCCAUCCCAUCAUCGCUGUAGCCGGUAAAGGCGAGAAAUUUGUCGAAGGACUCAUCGAUCGCUCCAAGGGCGAUACCAUUGUUGAUUAUAGAAAGGGUGAUGAGGCCGUCGUUCAAGGCAUCAAGGAUGCGCUUAAAGGCCAGAAACUGCUUUAUGCGUACGAUGCUGUCUCGGAACAUAACUCCUACACCAAUAUCGUGAAAGUCCUUGAACCCACUGGGAAAAUCACGUUGGUUCUACCUGGAAAGGCGUACGAGGGUAUUCCGGAGACGGUAGAGCAGAGUCAGACGAUGGUGGGGACGGCGCAUAAGGAGGAUGCGGAUUAUGCCUUCAUCAUGUUUAGGUAUAUGGCGAGGGGGUUGGCGGAGGGCUGGUUCUCGCCGCAUCCGCAUGAGGUUGUGCCGGGCGGAUUGGGGGGAGUGCAGAAGGGUCUGGAGAAUCUGAGGGAUGGCAAGGCAAGUGGGGUCAAAUACGUUUUUAAGAUUGGAGAUGAGAAGAGGGAGAAGUUGUAA
Alternaria atra is the source of this 1017-nucleotide messenger RNA. RefSeq lists its product as uncharacterized. Bases 1 to 1017 code for a protein of 338 amino acids. The record is from RefSeq and is a predicted model, not a curated record. The transcript is spliced from 2 exons. Gene Ontology annotation, molecular function: oxidoreductase activity, acting on NAD(P)H. Lineage: Eukaryota; Fungi; Ascomycota; Dothideomycetes; Pleosporales; Pleosporaceae.